UGCGAGAGAUUUUGAAAUUAUAUUUGGAUUCUAGGGAGGGGCGUGGAAGAACAGUGAUGAUGCCAUGGGGGAGCCAAACACGGCAGUGUAAUUUCUUUGUUUAACCAUCUCCAGUCCAUUCUCUGUCGGCUUGUUCUCUUCUACCACACUCAUAAUCACCUUACUAAUCCCAGUAAACAUAACCACAAAACACAUUAUUAAUUAUUAAUAAUUUUAAAUGUUUCCAAAUAAAUUGCCUGCCGGCGUUAUUAAUACACCAUAAUCAUAAUGGGAAGUAGCGGGUAUUGGCUUUUCACUAUAAAGCAGCUGCCCGCUCAUUGGCGUCAGAUUUUCCGGCAAGUUUUCAGAUUUCCCCACCAUUCCACCACCCUGAUCUCGAUUUCUAAGCUGCCCUUUACCUGGCAGCUGUAGCUUCUCUACUUUUUGGAAAAUUUAUCCGCCCUCCUGUUCUUUUCUUGAUUGCCCGGCCAGUCUCAGCCGCCUUCCACCGCCGCAAGCGGCUGAGCACAUGAUCUUGUAGUGUAGUAGAGGAAAAGAGGAGCCUUGAAUGAACAGGGAGCUAAUAAAGGUGACAGAAAAGAUUCAACUUUGGCACCACUUUAGGUUACCCAAAGGAAAUCUAUGGGAUUUACAGCUUUUAUCCAACAUUCUCAAGAAGUUUGUAGGUAGCAGAAAGACUUGUUUGUUGAGACCCCUUUGACUUGGGCUCAUUUGGGAAUUAGAGGCCUUUCCUGAGAAGUAAAGGCACAACACAGUACCAAAAUGAAGAUUCCAUCGAAUGGGUAUAUUGCAAAUCCAGGAGAAGGAGAGAGAAAGUUGAUAAAUUCAGAGUUGUGGCAUGCCUGUGCCGGUCCCUUAGUUUCGCUGCCAGCUGUGGGAAGCCUUGUGGUGUACUUUCCGCAAGGCCACAGUGAACAAGUAGCAGCAUCAAUGCAAAAAGAGACUGAUGGAAUUCCAAACUAUCCAAACCUGCCCUCCAAAUUGAUCUGCAUGCUUCACAAUGUCACCUUACAUGCUGAUACUGAAUCUGAUGAGGUGUAUGCUCAGAUGACUCUUCAACCUGUAAACAAAUAUGAUCAGGAAGCUUUGCUUAUAUCAGAUAUGGGCUUAAAGCAAAACAGGCAACCUUCUGAGUUCUUCUGCAAGACACUGACAGCCAGUGAUACUAGCACUCAUGGUGGUUUUUCAGUUCCCCGCCGGGCUGCUGAGAAGAUAUUCCCACCUCUGGAUUACUCAAUGCAACCUCCUGCCCAGGAGAUAGUAUCAAGAGACUUGCAUGAUCAAACAUGGACCUUUCGACAUAUAUAUCGAGGGCAACCGAAAAGGCACCUAUUGACUACAGGUUGGAGUGUUUUUGUGUCAUCUAAAAGACUAUGUGCUGGUGAUGCUGUCCUUUUCAUAAGGGAUGAAAAGUCCCAGCUUCUCUUGGGUAUACGUCGUGCUAACCGGCAACAACCCGCCCUUUCAUCAUCAGUCAUAUCCAGUGAUAGCAUGCACAUUGGCAUACUUGCUGCUGCUGCACAUGCUGCAGCUAACAAUAGCCCUUUUACCAUCUUCUACAAUCCCAGGGCUAGUCCUUGUGAAUUUGUCAUCCCACUUGCCAAGUACAAUAAAGCCAUGUACACUCAAGUAUCGCUAGGCAUGCGGUUUAGGAUGAUGUUUGAAACUGAAGAGUCUGGGGUCAGAAGGUACAUGGGGACCAUAACUGGUAUCAGCGAUCUCGACCCUGCUCGUUGGAAAAACUCUCAGUGGCGUAAUCUUCAGAUCGGAUGGGAUGAAUCAACAGCUGGGGAACGCCCAUCUAGAGUUUCAAUAUGGGAUAUUGAACCAGUUGUUACUCCUUUCUACAUAUGCCCUCCUCCAUUUUUCAGACCCAAAUUUCCAAGACAGCCGGGUUUUCUUGGUGACGAGCCCGAUAUGGAGAACGUUUUUAGAAGAGGAGGCGGGAUGCCAUGGAUAGGGGAUGAGUAUGGUAUAAAAGAUGCUUCAAGCUCAAUGUUUCCUGGGUUGAGCUUAGUCCAAUGGAUGAGCAUGCAGCAGAACAAUAACCAACCCGUCGGAUUAAACCAAAACGGCUCUGUACAAGGGAAUCUGUCAGAAACUGAAAACCAGUCCAGACUGAUGAACUUCCAAUCACCAGGUUUUCCUCCACAGAAUCUUCAGUUCAACAAACCAAACCAAAUAAACCCGCAAGUUGCCGCUCCACUACAACAGCAGCAGCCAUCUCCGUCGUGGCAUUCUUUAACUGCCCAGCAACAACCUUCACAACUUCACCACCACCAGCAUCAGCAGCAACAGAACUUCAAUUUUAACGGUUUAAAUAAUGGGGUAGUCAACUCUAAUUUAUCGCAAAACCAGAAUUUACUGCAAAACCAGAAUUUACUACAAAACCAGAGUUUACCACAAAACCAGAAUUUACCACAAAACCAGAAUGUACACCCUCAGCAGCAGCAGCAACAACAACUAAUGACCGGAAACAUACAGUACCCGAUGAAUCCCCAAGCGACCAUCAAAACUGCCUUCCCAAACACAUCCUUACCUCAAGAGUUGAAGUUUCAGCAAUCUCAACAACAGCCACAACAAUUACAACAAGCUUCUCCACUGCAGCAGUUGCUUCAACAAAGCAUAAUGCAGCAGCAGCAGCAGAGGCCACAAACACAACAGCAGCAGCAGCAGCAACUCUUAUCUCCAGUUAGCUCCAACACGGACCCACUUCUGAUCCAACAACAACCUAACCGUCAGCUUUCACAACCUCCCCCGCUUCUACAAUCUCCAAAAUAUCCUCGGGGUCCACAAAAGCUGCCGAAUAUCAAAACCGCCCAUUCUGGGCUGACUGACGGGGAUAAUAAUUCCCUACGGUCAGCCUCACCCUCCACAAAUAACAGCCAGCUGUUUCCGUCUAACUUCCUGAACAGAAGCCACCAACCACCUUCAGUGGUGUUGCUAGACGAUGAUCCCGUAGUUGAACCUGCCAAAAAACAUGAGAUUCAAUCAAAACGCAUGAUACCCACCAUAGUCUCAAAAGGAACUGAUAAUAACUUGGAGGCGACCUCAUCAGCAACGUCGUAUUGCUUGGACGCCAGUGGGUUACAACAGAACUUCUCUUUGCCCGGAUUCUGUUUGGAUGGGGAUAUCCAGUCGAAUUCUAGGAACAGCAUGCCUUCUUCCGUGGCUAAUAUUGACAGUCUUCCGCCGGAUGCUUUGUUGUCGAGGGGUUACGACUCUGGGAAGGACAUGCAGAACUUGUUCGUGACAUACGGGAAUUCUCCUGCUAGGGAUAUUGAGACAGAGCUGUCAAGUGCCGGGAUUAAUUCUCAGUCAUUCGGUUUGCCGGAUAUGUCUUUUAAAGCUGGGUGCUCUAAUGAUGUUGCUAUCAAUAACGAGGCUAGUGUUUUGAAUGGUGGGGGUCUGUGGACUAAUCAGACUCCACGCAUGAGAACAUACACCAAGGUUCAAAAGCGGGGAUCGGUAGGAAGAACAAUCGAUGUCACACGUUACAAGGGGUAUGAUGAGCUAAGGCAGGAUUUGGCACGCAUGUUCGGGAUCGAAGGACAAUUGGAAGACCCUCAAAGAACAGAUUGGAAGCUUGUCUAUGUAGACCACGAAAAUGAUAUAUUGCUUGUUGGUGAUGAUCCUUGGGAGGAAUUUGUGAGUUGUGUACAAAGCAUAAAAAUACUGUCAACUGGAGAAGUGCAGCAGAUGAGUUUGGAUGGAGAUCUUGGGCCAGCCCCGAACCAAGCUUGCAGUGGGACUGACAGUGGUGGCGCAUGGAGAUGAUAAAACUAUACACACAAGUUACUGCUUACACAUUCUUUAAAAACAAUAUGAAAGUAUUCAAAGAUUGAGAAGCUAACUGGACUGGCCAUGCACUGUAUUGCAGCCAGUGUUAAAAAGCCCCUUUCAAGUUAGUAAUGGAGCCAGCCACUGUAUCAUAUUGCUCAAUUGAGCCAUAGACUCAAACGGAGGUCCGGGAGCACUUUCAUGUGAUGAUUCUUCAUUCUUGCAAGGAAAUGUAAAGCUGCUUUCGGUGUAGAAAGAGAGGGAGUUGUAUUAUCCUCCGGUUUUUGGGUUUCAUGCACUUCCUAAGGUGUUUUUUGCCCUGAAUCCCGGGAAGGACCAUUUACUAAAGCCAGGGUAGGCCGUACAAUGAACCUAUGUAUGUUAUGAACAGUAACAUUGCUUAGUAUAAUUAAGUCAUACGUCCCUAAACAUUCUCAUGUGAGUUGGCAAAUUUUUUCAAAAGUAUAUAUUGCUUAUUUCUUCA
Cuscuta epithymum is the source of this 4264-nucleotide messenger RNA. Lineage: Eukaryota; Viridiplantae; Streptophyta; Magnoliopsida; Solanales; Convolvulaceae. The record is from the annotation of a GenBank genome assembly.